UGUCCGCAUCAGGCGGCCAUGAUGUGCAGCCGGACUCGGUAAAAUAUCGCUGUUUUCGGUUAACCGAGCCCCGUGGCCGCCUCGGGCCAACCUUGCUCGGUGUGGCGUGGAUGUCGGGGCAGUUUCCCGGGUCUCCGAGGUCCGGUGGGGUUUUUUUGGGGGCACUUGAAAGCGGCCUGCUGCCCCGCUCUCCGCGCCAGGCUGAACCGGGCUUUGUCGGGAGGAAGGCGGCUCGGAGUGGGGGUUGGGGCCGCUGUACGUCGCACUUUUACGGCUGUUUAAGUCUAAAUUUCACGUCGUUUGUCGUCCCCAGGUUUGCUCCCACGGACGCUUCCACGGCCCCGACUAUAAUGAGAGGAACACGGGAAGACACAGAAGCGAAGAGUGCUCCUGCCGAGGCCCCCAAACACCCCACAGUCCGAGCGAGGAAGAGGAAGGCAGAUGUUGCUAUUCCCAAGAUGAGGGCCAUCCUCCUGGACUGGCUCAUGGAGGUGAGCGAGGUCUAUAAGCUGCACAGGGAGACGUACCACCUCGCUCAGGACUACUUUGAUCGCUUCAUGGCCACCCAGAGGAACGUCCUCAAAUCCACGCUGCAGCUCAUCGGCAUCACCUGCCUGUUCAUUGCCGCCAAAGUCGAGGAGAUGUAUCCUCCCAAAGUCCACCAGUUUGCCUACGUGACAGACGAGGCCUGCACAGAAGACGAGAUCCUCAGCAUGGAGAUCAUCAUCAUGAAGGAGCUGAAGUGGAGCCUGAGCCCACAGACUCCCGUGUCCUGGCUCAAUGUUUACAUGCAGGUGGCGUACCUGAAGGACACGGACGAGCUCCUCCUCCCCAGAUACCCACAGCCCACCUUCACGCACAUCGCAGAGUUGUUGGACCUGUGCAUGCUGGACGUGCGCUGCCUCGAGUUUUCUAACGGCGUGCUCGCUGCUUCGGCGCUCUUUCACUUCUCGUCCCUGGAGCUGGUGGAGAACGUGUCAGCUCUGAAGAGGGUGGAGGUGGAGGAGUGCGUGAGGUGGAUGGUGCCGUUUGCGAUGGCGCUGCGAGAGGUCGGCAGCUCGCCGAUGAAGACGUUCCCGGGAAUCUCUGCGGAUGACAUGCACAACAUCCAGACACACGCCCCCUACGCGACCUGGCUGGAAAAGGCGUACUCCUACCAGGAGGUGGAGCUGCAGUGUCACGGCGGCUGCCCCGUCCCCUCGGGCGUCCUGACUCCGCCCCUGAGCAGCGAGAAGACCGAAGAGCCGGAUCGAGGCGAGGCCACCGUGGUUAAGAUCAGAGCCAGCAUGGAGUCUCCGCCCCCCCAGUAGCAGAGCGCCGCUGACGCCGGCGGGACGGGAAAGCUCGGCGUGUUGGAUUUGAGUUUCAGCGGAGAUUAAAUUUUUAAUUCCAGGGAGGAAACGGUAUUUUGUCCUCUGUGGGCGCAGCGAGGAGACGCGUCGCCGCCAUGGGAACGUGCUUAAGCUCCGGUCUGAGCGCGAGCAGAGGAGACUUUGUUUUCAUGCUUUUUAUUAGUGGUGCUGCUGAACGCUCGCAUCACGUCCAACCACGCCUUCAUUUUCUAUGCAGAGGCCAAACUG
Neolamprologus brichardi is the source of this 1580-nucleotide messenger RNA. NCBI's taxonomy places the organism in Eukaryota, Metazoa, Chordata, Actinopteri, Cichliformes, Cichlidae. The record is from RefSeq and is a predicted model, not a curated record.